Molecule: messenger RNA, 2226 nt
Organism: Stegastes partitus (bicolor damselfish)
Lineage: Eukaryota; Metazoa; Chordata; Actinopteri; Pomacentridae
Gene: ndrg1a
Product: N-myc downstream regulated 1a
Exons: 16
Coding region: 157-1353 (398 amino acids)
Source: RefSeq, a predicted model, not a curated record
ACAUCCGCCUUGCGCUACACGUUAUAAACAAAGCAACGCCACAGCAACAAUUUGCGCAGUUUCAAAGAAAAAAGAGAAGUUUUGUGGACUUUUUUUGGGGAGUGUUCUUCUCGGGACAAUCAGCAGUUAAACCAACAGGCUCUGCACCUCUUUGAAAUGGACGACAUCAAGGUUGUUGAGUCCAAACCCCUGCUGGUUGACAGGGAGCUGCCGGGCUUGCGAGAGGCAGUACAGCAGCUUGUUACCCAGGAGCACGAUGUGGAGACUCCUCAUGGAAGGCUUCACUGUACGAUGAAGGGGGUUCCCAAGGGUGACAGACCAGUCAUCCUCACCUUCCACGACAUUGGACUGAACCACAAAACCUGCUGGGACACGCUCUUCAACCAUGAGGACAUGGCAGAAAUCAUGCACCACUUUGCCGUGUGUCACGUCGAUGCCCUGGGGCAGCAUGAGGGCGCUAACACUUUUUCCACUGGGUAUGAGUACCCAUCUAUGGACCAGCUGUCUGAGACUCUCCCACUGGUGCUGAAGCACUUUGGCCUGAAGAGUGUUAUUGGAAUGGGCAUCGGAGCUGGAGCGUACGUUCUGACCAGAUUCGCUCUGGACUAUCCCAACAUGAUGGAGGGCCUGUUGCUCAUCAACAUCAACCCAUGUGCUGAGGGAUGGAUGGACUGGGCUGCACACAAGAUCAGCGGCUGGACCCACGCCAUGCCUGACAUGAUCAUCGGCCACCUCUUUGGAAAGGAGGAGAUCCACCACAACCAGGACUUAAUUGCAACAUACCGCCACCACAUCCUAAACGACAUGAACCAGUUUAACCUGCAUCUCUUUGUCAAGUCCUAUGAAAGUCGGAGGGAUUUGGAAGUCGAGAGGCCGGUCCCUGGAAGCAAUGUCAGAACCCUCAAGUGCCCUUCCCUGCUGGUGGUUGGCGACAAUUCUCCCGCUGUUGAGGCUGUGGUUGAAUGCAACACCAAGCUGGACCCAACAAAGACUACACUGCUCAAGAUGGCUGACUGCGGUGGCAUGCCCCAGGUUGACCAGCCUGCCAAACUGACAGAAGCUUUCAAGUACUUCAUUCAGGGCAUGGGAUACAUGCCCUCCGCCAGCAUGACCCGCCUGGUCCGCUCCCGCACCGCCUCCGGCUCCAGCGUCACCUCCUUCGAGGGCAACCGCUCGCGCUCCCACACCAGCGAGGGCAACCGCUCCCGCUCGCACACCAACGAGGGCAGCCGCAGCCGCAGCCACACGGCCGACGCCCAGCACGCCCGCUCCCACAUGGACACCUCCGCGGACAGCACGGCCAACAACAACGUGGACCAGGCCGUUCCCAAGUCCACCGAAGUCUCCUGCUAAGUGACCCUCCGUUUUGCCAGACGCCUCCCACCCCCCAACCCCUUCAAAAAAACAAAAAAAAAACCACUCAAGGUCCCUUCGGUUUGUGCUGCGCCGUCUCUAAUUCACACACAGGCAAUCCUACGCACACACGAUGUAGAGAAAGAUUGUAUACCUAGAGUUGUAAAAGCGCACAAUGGACACUCGCCUGCAGAGGUGCGGCUGAGAUGCCCUAAUUUGAAAAUAUGUCUUUUGAGUAGGAGGUGAAGGUCAACCGUUUUUGCAUGCUUUGUCAUCCUGAGGGAACUAAUAUCUGAACAGAAAAUGUUUCAGUUCCUCAGUCAGGUGAGUGUAAUUAAAGGCAGCGCAGCACUCGGGGACGCCGAAGCAGAGAAUGUCGGAGAAAGCUGUGGCUGCGAGUACACCAGCUUGUAAAUGUAUCUCUUAUAAUUUCUCAUACAUUAAAACCAAUUAAUUUCCACUGCAGCAUUCCCUCACCCUGUUUUUAUCCAUUUUUACCAUAUUGACACAGCUUUCUCAAAUAUACCCGACUGUAAAUGUCUGUUUUCUGUUCUUACUGUAAUUGUCUGAUCAUUUAUUCUUUUGUUUUUUUUCUUUCUCCAUGUCUGAAGUGUUGUCGUUUGUACGUAGGAGCAGAUUUGUAGACUUGGAAAGAGAAUGUGGAGGCACUCGGAUGAAUAAUUGCAUUUGUAACUUUGAAAAUUAAGGGACAAACUUCAAGUAUAUCGUGUAUAUACAGCGAAUAAUGUUUCAUCCUGCGUCUUGCGUCCAUUUUUUUUUUUUUAGUUUGUCUGUUAGUGAAACCAUUUGCUAUAUCAGCUCACAGAUGAAAUUUUUAAUACAUCGUUUCGGGAAUAAAUUUUUAGUACAUUC